Oppia nitens is the source of this 949-nucleotide messenger RNA. RefSeq names its product craniofacial development protein 1-like (gene Yeti). Lineage: Eukaryota; Metazoa; Arthropoda; Arachnida; Sarcoptiformes; Oppiidae. The transcript is spliced from 3 exons. The record is from RefSeq and is a predicted model, not a curated record. Bases 106 to 807 code for a protein of 233 amino acids.
CAAUGGCAUUGACUUUGAAUGUUGUGUUCAAUGCUUUCCAAACAUUAGUAUUGAAUUGCAUUUGAUUUAAACGUUUGCUUUGUUUAUCACUUCUUUAACCACAAUAUGUCUAAUCAAUUGUUUAACACCAAUGAUGACGACUCUGAUGAAGAUAACGAUGACUUUGACUAUAAGCCUGAAAAGGAGGUCCUAAGUGACGACAGCUGUUCCGAUGAUGCAGAAGAUGGGACUCACAACAGGAUAGAAGUGACACAAACAACAGAUAAGGAAAAAAUAAGUGAAGAAGUUAUCAAACAAAAGGAGGACUCAAUUUGGGAAGAGUUUUGCAAAGAUUUACCAAAAUCUGACGCAACGAAUGAACCAUCAAAUAGUUUGAACAAAAAAAGUGAAAUAUCGACAACAAUGACCAAACAAACGGUUACCAAGACGUAUGACUUUGCCGGUCAAGAAGUUAAGGUAACAGAAGAAGUUGAGGUUAAAUCGAUUCCCAAUUCAUCGACAAAUAGUAAGAGUGAACAGACAGACAACAAUACUAAUGUCAGAGGAAUAAAAAGAACGGCGGGUUUAGGCAGUCUUGUGGAUCAAUUAAAGAAAUCUAAAAUGAGUGUUUUGCAGAAGACUUUUCACGAUUGGGACAGCUUUAAGAAGAAUGAAGGCAUUGAAGAAGAGCUUAAAAAACAUAACAAAAGUAAAGAUACAUUUGUCGAUAGACAGGCUUUUCUUCAAAGAUCAGACUUAAGACAAUUCGAAAUCGAGAAACAAAUUCGUGAAAAACAACGAAAUCAACGACAACUUAAUAAAGACUAAGCGAUCGAUAUUUUAGUGAUUGUCAUAUCUGUUGUUAACAACUUAAGAAUUAACUCAAUUGACCCGAGUUUCACAAUUAGACCAAUCAUUUAAUAAACAAUUGAUUGAAUUACGGUAAUUAAUAUCUUACGCACCGGUAUUG